This is a messenger RNA of Myripristis murdjan (pinecone soldierfish), 1802 nucleotides long. Its product is annotated as KH domain-containing, RNA-binding, signal transduction-associated protein 1-like. Gene Ontology annotation, biological process: regulation of alternative mRNA splicing, via spliceosome. NCBI's taxonomy places the organism in Eukaryota, Metazoa, Chordata, Actinopteri, Holocentriformes, Holocentridae. The transcript has 11 exons. Gene Ontology annotation, cellular component: nucleus. Gene Ontology annotation, molecular function: poly(A) binding; mRNA binding. Bases 233 to 1456 code for a protein of 407 amino acids. The record is from RefSeq and is a predicted model, not a curated record.
CGCCGCCGGAAGCCAUUAGCCACAAGUGGAAGCUGGUUGGCUACUCUCUCACAAGCAGCUGCGCCAUCCUUCCUUUGUCCAUUGACGAAAAGAUACCGGACGAUUUUUCCAGCCGUGUCGCUUACUCCACUCGCGGCGAAUACUCUGCCGUCCCAGUUAGCCGCGUUUCUUUUUGUUGGUUUUGAGAGGGAGCGUGCUAACCAACGCAGCUAGCGAGCCUAGCCACACGAGCAUGAGCCUUACGAAUGCCAAGAACAAGUCUGAGUCCGCCUUAGAGUCAAGCCCAGCGCAGAAGAAAAGCAAAAUGGAAGACAGCAAGUACCUCCCGGAGCUCCUGGCAGAAAAAGACAGCUUGGAUUCGUCGUUCACGCACGCAAUGAAGCUCAUUUCAGCAGAGAUCGAGAGGAUCCAGAAAGGUGAGACUAAGAAAGAGACCGACAAAGAGACGUACCUGGACCUGUUCGCCACCAGGAACCUCAAACUCAAAGAGCGGGUGCUCAUUCCCACCAAGCAGUACCCAAGGGUCAACUUUGUUGGUAAGAUUCUGGGACCUCAAGGCAACACAAUCAAGAGACUCCAAGAGGAGACUGGCGCCAAGAUCUCGGUUCUUGGAAAAGGUUCCAUGAGGGACAAGAACAAGGAGGAGGAGCUGAGGAAAGGCGGAGAGGCUAAAUAUGCUCACCUGGCUAUGGAGCUGCAUGUGUUCAUCGAAGUGACUGCACCCAUACCAGAGGCCUACUUGCGCAUGGCUCACGCCAUGGAGGAGGUCAAGAAGUUCCUUAUCCCUGAGCCUGGUGAGCAGGAGCAGUUCAUGGAUCCUCACUUCCUGAAUGGUGCCCAGGAUGGUUCAGGCAGGGGGCGGGGUGGCCCUCCAGGCAGGGGUAGAGGUGGACCACACAAUGCUGGGGGACCUAGGGGGCGUGGAAUGCCACGUGGGGCCCCUCGCGGAGCACCCCGUGGUGGAGCUCCACGGGGAGGAAUGGGCAGGGGCGGUGCACCUAGAGGAGCUCCAUCUGGCAGGGGUGGACUUCCUUCUGCGCCUUCCAGAGGUGGUGCAGCUCCUCGCUCUAGGCCCCCUACAGCAGGAGCACCAAGGAUGCUCCCUGCACAGGCCUUGUCCCAUCAGCAGCUUGCUCCCCCUCCUUCAUCACAAGCCAAACCUGACGGCUAUGAGGAAUAUCCUCCUUAUGAAGACUCCUACUCAGAGCCUGCCUAUGAGGGAUAUGAUAGUUACUACAGUCAACAACCUGCACCCGCGGAUACUGAGUACUAUGAUUACGGCCACGGAGAACCACAGGAGCCGUCAUAUGAACCUUACAAUCAAGAUGACUGGGAUAGUGCAUGGUCCGGCACGGGGUCUGGAGGGAAAGCCCCCCCAUCAAGGUUGUCAGAACUGUCUAGUUGCAGAUGUGACAUUGAACGCCAGUUUGCAAGUCCUCAUGGACCCGUCCACUGAAAAGGCACUGGAGGCAGUGAAGGCAGUGUCUUGGAGUGUCUCUAAGACUUACAGCUGCCGGAUAUCCCACCAGUUCUUAUCACUGAAGAAAACUCUGGAAACCAUGUAGACUGAACUUGUUCCACCGCUAAUUACCAUCGGUCCGCUUUGUGGAGAUCCUGUCAUUUUGGUAGUGAAAGUACAAAAGUGUUUUUAAAGAUGGUGUACUGUGCUUCAGUAUGGUACUCAGAACUGAAGGAGCUAUCUCCUUUGUGAAAUGUAUGUUACCUGUUUUUAUAGUAGGCUUUUAUAUUUUUGAAGAUUUUCCCUCAUGAAAUUGGAAAAUAAAAUUUUGAUAUUCAAAAUA